Messenger RNA from Prunus armeniaca (apricot), 177 nucleotides. The record is from the annotation of a GenBank genome assembly. NCBI's taxonomy places the organism in Eukaryota, Viridiplantae, Streptophyta, Magnoliopsida, Rosales, Rosaceae.
AUGGAGAAGCUCGCCGGCCUCCUCCUCCAAGCGACCCUCACCACACAACCCAAAGCCACCCUCACCACCACCACUCCAAACCCGCUGGAAAAUCACCCACCUCCCCCACAACCCACUGCACUGCACCCACCUUCAACCCCACAGAGCAUCGAGCACAAACUUGGUUGUCCACUAUGA